CCUGCAGCGCUGCGAACAAAUAAAGUCAGAUAAACAACCAUGAGACGUCCCGGGACCGGGUGGACCGGGUGGACCGUGAGGACCGCUGCGGGCACGGCGCUGACUCUGCUGCUGGGCCUGAGCUCGGUCCGAGGCGACUACUGUGAGGUGAACGUUUGUCUUCAUGGAGGAACGUGCGUGACGGGAGUCGGAGACGAGCCGUUCAUCUGCAUCUGUGCCGACGGCUUCGGGGGAGACAGCUGCCGCCUGAUGGAGAGCGGACCCUGCAGCCCAAACCCCUGCAAGAAUGAGGGGUCGUGUAAGGUCAUCACCCCGACCAGACGAGGAGACGUCUUCAGCGAGUACGUGUGCGAGUGCCAGUCCGGCUUCGAGGGAGUGCACUGCCAGACCGACGUGGACGGCUGCUCCAGCCGGCCCUGCAGGAACGGAGCGGCGUGCCGAGACCUGCAGGGCGACUUCGCGUGCCGAUGCGCCUCGCCGUACGUCGGGAAGCAGUGCCAGCUGAGUUGUGUUUCUCUGCUGGGGAUGGAGGGCGGAGCCAUCGGGGAGGCCCAGAUCUCAGCCUCCUCUUUGCACUACGGCAUUCUGGGUCUUCAGCGCUGGGGCCCCGAGUUGGCUGGACUCAACAACCAGGGCCUCGCCAACGCCUGGACGGCGUCCGCCCACGACAGGAACCCCUGGAUCGAGGUCAACAUGCAGAAGACCAUGCGCCUGACGGGCAUCAUCACUCAGGGGGCCAGUCGCAUGGGCGCGGCGGAGUACGUCAAGGCCUUCAAGGUGGCGAGCAGCUCGGACGGGACCGCGUACACGUCUUACCGAGAGGACGGCCAGCGGGCGGACAAGGUCUUCAUCGGCAACACCGACAACGACGGCACCAAGACCAACCUGCUCGACCCCCCCAUCCUGGCCCAGUACGUCCGCAUCAUCCCAGUGGUCUGCCGCCGGGCCUGCACGCUGCGCCUGGAGCUGGUGGGCUGCGAGCUCCACGUGUCUUCCCACGCGGCAGGUUGCUCCGAGCCUCUGGGCAUGAAGUCCCGCCUGGUGUCCGACGGGCAGCUGUCGGCCUCCAGCUCGUUCCGGACGUGGGGCGUGGACAGCUUCACGUGGCGCCCUCAGUUCGCCCGGCUGGACCGGCGGGGCAAGACCAACGCCUGGUCGCCGGCGCACAACAACCGGUCCGAGUGGCUGCAGGUGGACCUCGAGAAGACGAAGCGCCUCACGGGGAUCAUCACGCAGGGGGCCAAGGACUUCGGGGUCCUGCAGUUUGUGACGCUCUUCAAAGUGACUCACAGGUACGAUGGAGAGACCUGGACCACCGUGGAGCAGGACGGCAGGGACCAGCUGUUUCAAGGCAACAUGGAUAACUCCGCCCACGAGAAGAAUCUCUUCCAGCCUCCGUUUUCCGCCCGCUACGUCCGCCUGCUGCCCUGGGAGUGGCAGGAGCGCAUAACGGUGCGCAUGGAGCUGCUGGGCUGCGACGACUAGAGCCUCCUCCACCCAUCAUCCUCCUUCAUCCACCCAUCCUCCACCCAUCCUCCUCCCUCCUCCACACAUCAUCCUCCACCCAUCCUCCUCCUCCCUCCUCCACCCAUCCUCCACCUCCCUCCUCCACCCAUCAUCCUCCUUCAUCCACCCAUCCUCCACCCAUCCUCCUCCUCCCUCCUCCACCCAUCAUACUCCUUCAUCCACCCAUCCUCCUCCUCCCUCCUCCACCCAUCAUCCUCCUUCAUCCACCCAUCCUCCUCCUCCCUCCUCCACCCAUCCAUCCAUCCUCCUCCACCACCCAGUUAGUGACUCCACCUUUAGUUUAACAGUUAGUGACUCCACCUUUAGUUUAACAGUUAGUGACUCCACCUUUAGUUUAACAGUUAGUGACUCCACCUUCAGUUUAACAGUUAGUGACUCCACCUUCAGUUUAACAGUUAGUGACUCCACCUUUAGUUUAACAGUUAGUGACUCCACCUUCAGUUUAACAGUUAGUGACUCCACCUUUAGUUUAACAGUUAGUGACUCCACCUUCAGUUUAACAGUUAGUGACUCCACCUUCAGUUUAACAGUUAGUGACUCCACCUUCAGUUUAACAGUUAGUGACUCCACCUUUAGUUUAACAGUUAGUGACUCCACCUUCAGUUUAACAGUUAGUGACUCCACCUUCAGUUUAACAGUUAGUGACUCUUUUAGUUUAACCAGAUGACUAAUGAGCACACGUGAUGCAGGGCCUGUGCAAUAAUAUUUUAGUAUUUUGAACAAUCCUGAAAGACAUAAUGUUCAAGAGUGGAAAGUUACAUUUUGAGAGAAGUGCAGCUGACCUGUCAAUCACAUGUUGGACUUUCAUGUAUUCUUUACACAUUUCAGAUGAAUUCUUGCAAAUUGUUUUGUUGCAAUAAAUAAUUUUUACAACAAA
This is a messenger RNA of Pseudoliparis swirei, 2404 nucleotides long. Its product is annotated as lactadherin-like. Gene Ontology annotation, molecular function: calcium ion binding. NCBI's taxonomy places the organism in Eukaryota, Metazoa, Chordata, Actinopteri, Perciformes, Liparidae. Bases 40 to 1485 code for a protein of 481 amino acids. The record is from RefSeq and is a predicted model, not a curated record. The transcript has 10 exons.